Molecule: messenger RNA, 1199 nt
Organism: Podospora pseudocomata
Lineage: Eukaryota; Fungi; Ascomycota; Sordariomycetes; Sordariales; Podosporaceae
Gene: RPB5
Product: DNA-directed RNA polymerases II 24 kDa polypeptide (RNA polymerase II subunit 5)
Exons: 3
Coding region: 156-863 (235 amino acids)
Biological process (GO): DNA-templated transcription
Cellular component (GO): RNA polymerase II, core complex; RNA polymerase I complex; RNA polymerase III complex
Molecular function (GO): DNA binding
Source: RefSeq, a predicted model, not a curated record
CGGAAAGAGAACCUUGCAACCUUUGAAGCUUUUCGCAAACCACCACCACCACCACCACCACCACCACCAAACUAGUCAUUGCCGUCACCCAUCCUCUCCUUUGCCAGUAUCUUCCCUUCGACCACAUUUCCAAUCGCAGCAGAUAACCAUCCACAAUGUCCGACGACUUUGGCAGUGGCAACAUCCACGACAAGGAGGUGUCGCGACUCUGGCGCGCAUGGAGGACCAUCCACGAGAUGGUCGCUGACCGGGGCUACGAAUUGGCCGAGGAAGAAAUCAAGAUGCCCCUCGAUGAGUUUAAGAGAAAGUUCACCAACGGCGACGGUUCCCCAAACCGCUCAAUAAUGUCCUUCUCCGCCCGUCCCUCCGCCAGCAUGAUCAAAAAGUUCACCCCUCCACCAACGGCCUCCAACCCUGACCCUGCCCCCGAAUGCGGCACCAUCUGGGUCGAGUUCUGCCCCGAGAAGACGUCCAUCGGCAUUUCAGUUAUGAAGAAGUUUGUCGAGCACUGCGCCAACAACUCAUACAAGGCCGGCAUUCUCGUCACCGCCGUCGCCCUCUCCGCGCAAGCCCGCAAGGUCAUGACCGUGACCAGCCAGUACACCCUGAUCGAGUGCUUCCUUGAGGAGGAUCUCCUCGUCAACAUCACCCACCACGAGCUGGUCCCAACCCACAUUCUUCUGAGCAGAGAGGAGAAGAUGGCCUUGCUCAAGAGAUACAGGCUGAAGGAGACGCAGCUCCCACGAAUCCUGCAAAAGGAUCCCAUCGCGAGAUAUCUGGGGCUGAAGAGGGGGCAGGUGGUCAAGAUUGUGAGAAUCAGCGAGACGGCCGGUCGCUAUGCUAGUUACAGACUCUGUGUUUAAAUAAGGACAGAAAAAGACGGGGGGAUUCGGCAAGCUUGGGAGAAGUUGCGGAGGAAACAGGAGAGCAGCAGCAGCAUGGUUUGCUAGCAUGCUUUUUUUUCCUGCACAAAGUUAUACACACCAAAAAGGGGCGUCUAUCUUCAUAUAUGGGGGUUGGCAUGAAACUGGGUGGUUUGCUUUCUGGCGUUAUACAGGGAAGAAUGGGAUUUGGUUUGCAGACAGUACAGCAUGUCGUUUUGUAGUCCAUAAUGGCCGACGGUCCAUCUCGCUCUUGUAGUUAGCGGAGAAAAUGAGACAUGGGUCAUAAUUUGUAGAUUGAGUAAAGCGGACGGGCGG